Dermacentor andersoni is the source of this 3447-nucleotide messenger RNA. RefSeq lists its product as uncharacterized. The record is from RefSeq and is a predicted model, not a curated record. NCBI's taxonomy places the organism in Eukaryota, Metazoa, Arthropoda, Arachnida, Ixodida, Ixodidae.
AAUACAUAUACACAAUUAACAAGAAAGUCAAAGCGAGGAGCAGGUUGGAAACUGCCACCGGAAGGGGCACAACGCCUAUCUACUCUUCAGAAGGGAGGUGACAGCAAUACAGAAAUGGAAGAUAGGAAGGAGGGGAGGAAAGAGGAAAGGAAGAGCAACAUGACAAAUCUAAAGACUAAAGUAGAACACAGUACAGAUCACACACAGUAGGGCCGGUCACUGAAGGUCACGCUACUACAGAACGUUGAAUAGAAUAGUUUCGACGCUACAAACGUAAACCUAAGUUAGUUAACUUUAGAAAAGUAAGUAGGGCACGAUGAGCCUGAUCACGUUUAGACGCACAACCACUGGGGUACAAACAUUCGUGGAGUGCCGUACACCGCAGACCAAGGAGAUGAUAGUUUCUCACUAGCGACAUGCGCUGCGCACUGAAAGCGGGACACUCAAAUAUAAGGUGCUGAAGUGUCUCGCAGCAGCCACAAGACGUACACAAUGGACUUUCCACACGUCUUUGUCUGUACAAACGUUCGUGCACGUUCACGCAGCCAACCCUAAGCUUAAGUAGUUGUGCUCUAGCACGACGAGGCAAGCCUCGACCUCAAACUCGGGAUGGGAUAGUUCCAUUUGCGACGCACUGGUCUGGAUGCUGCUUAAGUAGGUGGCGACGAAUCAGCAGACGAGCGUCAUCAAGCUUCCACAAAAUUUCUGGGUAGUCACAGUUGUUAUGAGCGCAAGUUGAAGCGAGCCAAUCAGCCUCUUCAUUUCCGGCGAUUCCUACGUGUGAUUCCAUUGAGCAACGAGAUAUACCCCACGUGAUGAAAUUUUGCUCGCAGAGUCAGUAAUGCAUGCGCACAAGUGAACAAUCAAUCUCAUUGCGUUGUAACCUGCUAAGGGCAGCACGGGAGUCCGUAACGAUGGCAACCUUAGAUGUAGUUAACUCCUCUUGCACCUAUUUCAGUGCAACAUCAAUUGCUGCUAGUUCCGCAGUUGUUGACGAUGUUGGAUGAGGUAUUUGAAAGAUACGCCGUACUUGAGUUGAAGGGCAGAAAAAGCUGCAGAGGUGGCUUGACCGUCGCUGUAUACAGAUGCAUCUGUGAAUACUUGAAGAUAAUCUGGAAACUUUUCGAACAUGUGAGAUUGAGCCAAUUGGAAUAUUGCCGAAGCAGGCAUAUCAGACUUUUUGUGCAUGUCAGGGAUUGUGAGGUAAAUGGGGAAUACGUGUUUCGUGAAGUCUUUUGGACUCGGAGGCGUAUCUGAAGGAGCAUCUUCAGAAAUGUCAGUGAUAAUCAUAAAUAAUGCCGCCAUUUUUACCAUACGGGACAACGGGCGGUGAAUGAGACGAUCAAGGAGCGAUUUACCAUUUGAUGCCCGGUGCAGACGCUCAAUAUGAUAUAGAGCUCUCUGGUCUGCUUGCAGCUUCAGGGGUAACUGAUGUGCUUCAGUGAGUAAUGCAAUAAAUUGCGCCUCACAAGCUAAUCCAAGCGUUAGUCGAAGGGCAACGCUAGAUUUUUUUGUGUGGCUCGGCGACUGCGCAUCUGCACAGCUCGCUAAACCUUUUGCUCUUGCAAUGCAGAUCAUCACCUUCGCUACUCUGCAUUUCCUGCUGCCUACGAUAACCGCUGCUGCUACGUCAGCUUCGUCGAGGUGCGUGGUCGACUGCCAAGGAAACGAGCCAGCCAACAUCCAGGUUUUCCGUACCAGCGAUGCGUCAUACCCGGACAUCCAACAGAAGAAGUGGCGGCCGGUGGUCCUCAGUCGGGGGUGGCAAUCCCCAUCGUCAGCAACAGCAACGCAGUCACCAGAUACAUAAUCUGGGGGCGGCCGUCGACAAAGCUUUGUGGGCUCGGCGACUGCGCAUCUGCACAGCUCGCUAAACCUUUUGCUCUUGCAAUGCAGAUCAUCACCUUCGCUACUGUGCAUUUCCUGCUGCCUACGAUAACCGCUGCUGCUACGUCAGCUUCGUCGAGGUGCGUGGUCGACUGCCAAGGAAACGAGCCAGCCAACAUCCAGGUUUUCCGUACCAGCGAUGCGUCAUACCCGGACAUCCAACAUAAGUGGCGGCCGGUGGUCCUCAGUCGGGGGUGGCAAUUCCCAUCGUCAGCAACAGCAACGCAGUCACCAGAUAUAAACUGGGGGCGGCCGUCGACACAACUUUGUGGGCUCGGCGACUGCGCAUCUGCACAGCUCGCUAAACCUUUUGCUCUUGCAAUGCAGGUUAGUCAACCAUACGCUCUCUUUGCUAAAAAAUCUAGCAAUUAUUUCCUGAUGCUGUUGCCGAGCCCGCACUGCUGUGCCGCCAUUGCUGUCGAAUGUGCUCAUAUUAUUCAUGCCUUGCUGAUUUUGGCCGGUGAUGUGGAAAUAAACCCGGGUCCUAAUAUUCCUGAAAACCUACUAACCGAAUUGCGAAAACUAACCGCCGGUCAGAAACAGCUGAUCACUGAAAUUCAUGGUCUUAAGUCGCAACUUACUUCUACCGAUAAAGCAAUUACUGAUCUAAGCAAACGAAUGAAUGAUCUUGAGAGUCACUACCAGACGCUUUUGCCCAUUCGAAACGAAGUGGAUGCAAUGCGCACCACGACUGAACAGGCUAUUUUUCGCAUUUCCGAGCUCGAAGCACGUAUCGACGAUGCCGAAAAUCGCUCACGGCGGGACAACCUAAUUUUUUACGGCAUUCCUGACCCUUCCAGCUCGGAAACCACUGCCGACUCCGAAAGAUUGAUUGUGGAACUUUGCCGCGAUAGGUUGCAACUAACCAUCGACCCUAAAGAAAUAGAACGUGCACAUCGCAUCGGUCGUCACUCCCCCAAUCACUCUCGCCCCCUCAUAGCAAAAUUUACUUUCCAUAAAACCAAAGUUAACAUCCUUUCGAGUGGCCGAAAGCUUAAGGGCACUGACUACAGUAUUAGCGAGGACUUUUCGCGAUCAGUACGAAAUUCCCGAAAACAUCUCGUUGCUUUCGCAAAAGGUAAAAGCGUUCCGUUUUCACUCCGCUUUAAGACUUUGUUCAUCGGUUCAAGAAGAUACACCUUUGAUGCCGCCUCGAGUAGUGUCAAAGAGUUGUCAUAGCAGCUACAUCACCCCAAACAGAAAAAUAAAUAACACCGACUUGCUCCACAGAUAGCGCUUCGCUUUCUGUAAUAUACACGAACGUGCGCAGUUUCCUCCCAAAGCGUGAAUUGGUGUCGAAUAUAGUUUCAUCUACCGGUAGCAACAUACUAUUACUAACUGAGACAUGGCUGAGCAGCGCCAUUACUGAUAGCGAAGUUCUAGCCGACCUGCCCGGUUUCUGCCUCUAUCGGAACGACCGCGCAGGAACCCGUGGUGGUGGUGUGCUAGUCGCUGUUCGUGAGCAGUUGCCAUGCUCGCUAAUUAACGUCACAUCAGAUCUUGAGAUGUUAUGGGUCAUAAUGCAUACCUAUCCAAAAAAAAGUGCUACUUGGUAUCUGU